AUGUCCAUUCCUCCUCCAUCCUGUGACAUCCUAGUAAUAGGCAGCGGGAAUGCUGGAUUUAGUGCCGCUUUAUCCGCCGCUCAAGCUGAUCCCAGAGCCAAUGUAAUUAUUAUCGACAAAUGUCCCUCAGCAUGGGCUGGAGGGAAUUCUUAUUUCACCGCUGGAGCGUUUCGCACAGCACACAAUGGUCUCUCCGACCUUCUUCCAAUAGUGAACAAUACAACCACUGAACAAGCUUCUCACAUUGACAUGUCUGUCUACUCAGAGAAUGACUUCAUGAAUGAUCUUAAGCGCAUGACAGGUGGACGCACCGACCCAGGGCUAUCAAAAGUUCUAGUCCGAGACUCCCGGGCUGCAAUUGGUUGGCUGGCAAAGAAUGGCAUCCGCUUCCAGCUCUCAUUCAACCGACAGGCAUACGAAGUGGAUGGCCGCAUCAAAUUUUGGGGUGGCCUUGCGCUGAAAACUCAAGAUGGUGGUAAGGGGUUGAUAGAAGACCAUCUCGUCGCAGCGAAGAAGCAUGGAAUUCGUCUGUAUUUCGAUACCCCGGCUACAAAGCUACUCACAGACCCUACCACCGGCGCUGUCACUGGCGCGGAAGUUCUUCUUCGCUCUUCAUCUGAAGCUUCCCGACGAUAUACCAUUCGAGCUACUGCGAUUAUCCUCGCAGCAGGAGGCUUUGAGGCGAAUGCCCAGUUACGAGCGCAGUAUCUUGGCCCAGGCUGGGACGCUGCGCACGUCCGUGGGACCCCUUAUAAUACUGGAGACCUUCUAUUAAGCGCCCAGCGCGAUGUUUCCGCCAAGGCUGUGGGCAACUGGUCUGGCUGCCAUUGUGUAGCUUGGGAUGCUGACUCGCCCGCACAUGCGGGGGACCGUGGCGUAUCGAACGAGUUUACAAAAUCCGGGUAUCCGCUUGGGAUUAUGGUGAAUCGAGACGGGAAACGCUUCGUGGAUGAAGGAUUUGAUAUGCGUAAUUACACAUAUGCCAUGAUUGGGCGACGAAUCCUUGCACAGCCUGGGCAAGUUGCGUUUCAGAUUUGGGAUGCACGGACGACAGAUUGGCUGCGAAGUGAAGAGUAUCGUCCCGAAGUUACUCGGCAUUUAACAGGGUCAACAAUCGAAGAGUUGGCAGAUGCAUGUAUGGGUGCCGGAUUGACGAGUAAACAGCAAUUCCUUGAUACCCUUGCAGAGUACAAUGGUGCUACAAGGGAGGGGAGUAGGAAAUGGGAUCCAGCUGUGAAGGAUGGAUUGGCGACCGUUGAGUUGGGAGUUCCUAAGUCCAAUUGGGCGCUGCCCAUUAACAAGGGACCCUAUUUGGCUGUCAAGGUUACUUCGGGAAUUACUUUUACGUUUGGAGGGCUGGCUGUUAAUCCGGAGACAGCAGCUGUUCUCUCGGAGACGACUGGCCAGGAAUUACCAGGUUUGUAUAGUGUUGGUGAAAUGCUGGGUGGUCUCUUUCAUGAUAAUUAUCCUGGUGGGAGUGGAUUGACGUCUGGAACUGUGUUUGGCUAUCGGGCAGGAAAGACGGCCGCUGGGAUUGUUGCCAGGAAUAGAAGACCAGAGUCGAUGCUUUAG
This is a messenger RNA of Penicillium angulare, 1572 nucleotides long. RefSeq lists its product as uncharacterized. NCBI's taxonomy places the organism in Eukaryota, Fungi, Ascomycota, Eurotiomycetes, Eurotiales, Aspergillaceae. The transcript has a single exon. The coding region runs from base 1 to 1572 and encodes 523 amino acids. The record is from RefSeq and is a predicted model, not a curated record.